This is a messenger RNA of Paramuricea clavata, 429 nucleotides long. The record is from the annotation of a GenBank genome assembly. Lineage: Eukaryota; Metazoa; Cnidaria; Anthozoa; Malacalcyonacea; Plexauridae.
AUGGCCAUGAAGACUUUCUCGGAUUUUACAAUAUACCAAACCAUCGCAUCUGAAACCAUUGUCCAGGCAAUCAAAGAUAGCCUCAUUCGACUCCAGUUGUCUUUGUCCCAGUGCAGGGGACAGUGCUAUGAUGGUGCCAGCAACAUGCUUGGUAAAAAAUCUGGUGUGGCAAAACAAACUGGUGUGGCUCUACCCACACAUUGUCACAGUCACUCCCUGAGCUUAGGUGUAAAGGAUGCAACAAAUAAUUGCCAGAUCUUAUCUAACACCAUGAAUAAUACGAAUGAGAUUGUUAAACUCGUAAAGUAUUCUCCCAAACGAGAAAAUUUACUUGGAGACCUGAAGGAAAACCUUCAAUACGAGGACGAGGAGGAAGACGCGGCGGCUGCUGGACUUACAAAAUUCAGUGCAACUAGGUGGACGGUUUGA